Rhipicephalus microplus (southern cattle tick) is the source of this 600-nucleotide messenger RNA. Its product is annotated as protein LLP homolog. Lineage: Eukaryota; Metazoa; Arthropoda; Arachnida; Ixodida; Ixodidae. Gene Ontology annotation, molecular function: RNA binding. Gene Ontology annotation, biological process: dendrite extension. The record is from RefSeq and is a predicted model, not a curated record. Gene Ontology annotation, cellular component: nucleolus.
CAGCUGGCUGAGCACGUUGACGAUUUCGGCGAGGUGCUGCGCGCGAUCAAGGCUCCUUGGUGUCAUCUCCCUUAUUGAUUGCUGUAGUUGAUUAAAUUAUCAUGGCUAAGAGUCUGCGGAGCAAGUGGAAACGCAAAAUGCGUGCUAAGAAGCGGGAGCGGUACUCAGUCAAAGAACUUGCCAAGUUGAAGGAGAUGCUGGACGCCGCUGCCAGUACUUCCAAAAGCGACGUUGACAUGUCCGAAAUGUGCACAGUCGUUGAUGGCAAGCAAGUCGCCGACCAAUCCGCCGAGUCCAAUGAGCCGUUGGACACUGAAGCUGAUGGGCAAGCCACAGCAGAGAUGGAUGUGGACAAGCCAGUGAGGAAAUACAACCCAAGGACGCUGAGAGAUGAGCAUGGCACCUACCCUGUCUGGAUGAGUCAGAGAGCCAUCCGGAAGCGGAAAGCUAAGCAAGGACGCGGCAAGUCUCGAAAGUUAGCUUCUCACAAGGGUAUCAAGAAAAACAAAAAGCGCAAGUCCUCACGGUAGUUUUGCAAGUGUUCGUCAAGCAUAAUGUUAAUAGACUUUUUCAGGCAAUAAAAUUGACCAUCCUCACACA